AUGGAUACCUCGUCAAUAUCCUCCGUCUCCGACCUCUCCGAUCCACCCUCUUCCGACCCGCCCUCCUCUCCAUUGUCCGUACUCUCCAAAUCGCCGAGUGUCUCACCACGCGCAUCCCUCUCCCUUGACCCAACACGACUUCCCUCGCCGCCGUCUUCGACAAUACACUCAGGAAGCGCGUCGCCGAUGAAGCCCUCCGACAUGCCCGAACUGGAGAUCCACGUCAAUCCGGAUGGCGCUCCCCCAGCCAAGCGACGUCGCAUCGAGCGCAAGCCUCGCACCACCGAGCACCUGGACUUGAGAGCAGCCUCCGAACAGAGUGAGAAGGAUGAGGAGCUGCUGGACCGCCUGACGUCAGUUCUCCGCAAGAAGAAGAAGAUCGUAAUCAUUGCUGGCGCCGGAAUCUCCGUCUCUGCAGGAAUCCCCGACUUCCGAUCAUCGACAGGCUUGUUUGCUACUCUACCCAAAGACCACAAACUUAAGGGCUCUGGCAAGGACCUUUUCGACGCCUCUGUCUACAAGCACAACUCCACCACCUCGUCCUUCCACGACAUGGUCCGUGACCUGUCCAAACUUGCUCGGAAUGCCCAGCCUACCCCCUUCCACCACCUGAUUGCCUCACUUGCUAAAGAGGGUCGCCUCCUACGACUCUACACACAGAAUGUGGACGGACUCGACACAUCCAUGAAACCGCUAGAGACCGACGUUCCCCUGCGCCCCAAAGGCCCCUGGCCCAAGACCAUCCAGCUGCAUGGUGGCCUGGAGAAGAUGGUAUGCUCCAAGUGCAGCGAUAUCAGUGAAUUUGACCCCGCCCUCUUCGAAGGACCCGAGGCACCUCUUUGCAAGGGCUGCGAAGUGACGGACAAUGUGCGAACGUCCCAUGCCGGCAAGCGGAGUCAUGGCAUUGGAAGACUGAGACCCAGAAUGGUCUUGUAUAACGAGUACAACCCUGACCAAGAAUCCAUCGCCAACGUCGUCAAGGCGGACCGUCGCGCUAAACCCGAUGCCGUUAUUGUCGUCGGCACCAGCAUGAAGAUUCCUGGUGUGCGAGCUAUUGUGCAAGACAUGUGCCAGGUGACAAGGGAAAAGCGAGAUGGCAUCACAGCUUGGAUCAAUCUGGAUCCGGCGCCCACUGGCAGUGAUUUGAAGGACUGCUGGGACCUGGUGGUGCGAGGGAAGUGUGACGACGUUGCCUCUCUUGUGCAUCUACCUCGCUUCUAUGAGAGCAUAGAGCAGGGAGUGGAGACUUUGGUGGACCCCGAGAAGUAUGAGAAAGACGUUUGCGGUGUUAAACUGGAGGUCGAGAUUCGGAAGACCACGCCUGAAUCCAGCGUCUCGGGCAAGGAGGGAUCACGUGACAGCACGCCGACCGAAGAAGCCAAGCCGCAGUCGAUCGAGAAGGUACAGGGCAUUCCGACACCUACUGCUAGUCCCAAGAUCCGGACAGCUCUGCCGACGAAACAGCCACCCAAGUCCAAGCAAAGUCAACUUUCAUUCGCCUCCAAGCCCGCCAAGGCUGCCGCUGCUGUUGCUACAGCUGUGAAGACUCGAGUAGUGAAAGACGCCAAGAAGCCGACUCAGCGAAAGACGAAGAAGCAGCCGAAGAAGGCCGAGCAGAAGCCCAGUGCUACUAUCAAUGCGACUUUCAAGGCCACCAAGGCCACCAAAGCCAAUGUCACUAUCAAGUCGAAAGUGCCCCUGAAGCGCGAAUUUGAGCCUGAAAUCUCACCCCUUGAGCUCGAUCCCAGACGUAGUGUCUUAAUCAGCGACUUCUCGCUGCGGCCUCGGGGGCCUAAGCAGCCUCGUGACUCCUAUGAAGCACAGAAGGCUGUCGACUCCCAGAUCCGGCAGGAUAUGGUCUCCGCCAGACCUAUGACCCCAGCGGGUCAAAGCGACCGGCCAUCCUCAAGUGAUACAGUUUCACCUCCAUCAAAACCACGAGGCAUCGAGUUCAUGAUCGAUUAG
This is a messenger RNA of Anthostomella pinea, 1965 nucleotides long. Lineage: Eukaryota; Fungi; Ascomycota; Sordariomycetes; Xylariales; Xylariaceae. The record is from the annotation of a GenBank genome assembly.